AAGGUUGGUACGUAGUUCGUUGCUCCGCGACGUAAAUUUCCGUAAUCGUAACAACGCAAUCUCUCUCCAUAAUUAUCGUUCACGCAAUUAAUCGGCUAUAAUUACCUGAUUAUUCGCGAGUGUAUCGAGAUGAACAGUUCACACUUUCUAUUCGACACGUAUCUUAAACUUGCGCAUACGAUGCACGUUUUCUUAAGUCGGAUCUACACAGGAAUGCAAGAUAGAUGUACAAUUUCCGACUGCAGAAUGCGGAAAUUUAAAUUCAUCUCACUUCAAUAUGUCCAACUUCAUGUUGUAUCCUGUAGUCUAUACGACCUGAAGUACGACACGUUGCGUUUAAUUUUGCGACUCGCGUAGAUACGGCUUUCUGCGUAAAUCCGGCUUUAUUGGAUUACUUGUUUUCUAGAAUUGCACAAACCAGAAUAUAGCCUAGUUUUUAGUAAUUUACUAAAAUUCAAGCAAUUAUCAAACAGAAAACGUGCAUCGCUUAUAUCAUGUUUAGCCUUACGUGAGUGAAUUUGGGGGGGGGGGGGGAAUCGAAGCGGCGCAGUAUGGAAUUUUCCAACGGACGGAGCACAGCCAACUUCUCGUUGCACCGACAUUCACGGCGUUGACACACACGAAACGUAUCGCGCGAGUGAUAUUGAGUUUUCAUAUCGAUCUUGAUACACUUUCGCGUAUUUUUUCAUGAGUGCGAGUAUACUUUCUUUAUUCUUACUUAUUUUACUUUACUUUUCUUAUUUAACUAAUAAAUUUGACUCGGUCAGUGUCGGAUGAUAUCGCGGUAAGGUUGUGAUGCCGUUCGGAUGCGGCGUUCAAAUAUUUACGUUACAUACCAGACAGGUCGGUACUCUGAAUGGCGUCACGACGUUGAAAUGAUAAGUAUAAUUAGUAUAACGUAAUCGUAUAAUUUCGUGUCUGAAUUUCCAUAAGUUACGACAUGUGGAGCGGAGACAUUGUGACGCGUUUAUACAUCGGUAAAUUGUUGUAAAGCUACCUGUCGUUCGAAAUUCAUUCGCUGUCGAGUUCGCCGAGUGAAUCAUAUUUCUCGUGCGAUUUCUGUUUUUUACUUUUUCGCGACGGCAACGUAAUGAAAUGUACAUCGUAUAUGUGUCUUAAUGUCGGGAAUGCCGUGCAAAGUAUCGUCGCGAUUAAUUAACCACGUUUUCGCGAGUGUCGAGUGUGCGUGUGUAAAUGUGUGCAUUGAAGGAAGCUGAGAGGAGGAGGAGGCCUGGGAGGCAUCGGGUGACGGCGAAGCAACCUUGGGUUACAUCACGAUCAGAACUUCGCUGCUGCGCAUCGUAUCGGAUUAAUUACGCACAUCGAAGAUGCAGUAAAAGGCUCAGCUCUUGACAAUUAUCACAUUCGGACAUCGACACGAGCCUGUAACCACCUUGCGACCAUCACGAUGCCAGGAACGUGCUUGAUGACCGAUGCGGUCAGGACAGCGGAUAGUUAGUGAUGAGGAGGAGCAAGUUAUCGGCGUGCCGACGGCCCAGGUCACUAGUAACAUGCCAGUCCUUGGUCCCAGCGCCGAUUCAACUUCACUUCGAGGACUUCUGAUCGCCAUCUUCAUCCUAUUGUCCCUGCCGCGUUGUCGCUGCACAGAUCUAGGACAAUGCACUACGGCGUUAGGCAUGGAGAGCGGAGAAAUCCCCGAUGAAGACAUCUCGGCAAGUUCUAUGUACGAUCCCAGCCUCGGACCGAAACAUGCCAGGCUGCGACAAGACAGGGGUGGCGGCGCUUGGUGCCCGAGAAAUAUGGUAACCAAGGAAGGCAAGGAAUACCUGGAGGUGAAUCUGCAUACUCCGCGUUUACUGACGUCUACCAAAACGCAGGGCAGAUUCGGCAAUGGCAACGGGGUCGAGUACACCGAGGAGUACUUUGUCGAGUAUUGGCGGCCAGGGUUCAACAAGUGGGUGCGAUGGAGGAAUCGACGUGGCAUAGAGCUUUUGGUGGGCAAUAACAAUCCAUAUUCGGAGGAGGAACAAAUCUUCGAUCCAGCUAUAAUCGCAACAAAAAUCCGUUUUAUCCCUUACACCUCUCAUAUGCGCACAGUAUGUAUGCGCGUAGAGCUUUACGGCUGUUCAUGGACAGAGGGUCUCGUUUCGUAUUCCAUGCCCCAAGGAAUCAAGAGGGGUUCCGAGGUUGACCUUUCCGACAGGACGUACGACGGCCGCGAAGAAGCGGGUUACCUCUCCGGGGGACUUGGUCAACUUGUCGACGGGCAAAAGGGUCCCGACAACUUCAGAUUGGACGUCAGCGGUAACGGAAAGGGAUACGAAUGGGUCGGAUGGAGAAACGACACACCCAACAUGCUUGGACGUCCGGUGGAAAUAACUUUCGAGUUCGACUACUCGAGGAACUUCACUGCCAUACAUCUACACAUGAACAAUUACUUCACGAAGGACGUGCAGGUUUUCUCGUACGCGAAGGUCUAUCUCGGCACAGGUGGCAACCAGUUUACCGGCGAACCUGUCCAUUUCUCUUACAUACCCGAUCAAGUUCUCGAACAGGCGCGCGAGGUUACCAUAAAGCUGCAUUCGCGCGCCGGCCGCUUCCUAAAAUUGCAGCUCUACUUCGCCGCGCGGUGGAUCAUGCUCAGCGAGGUAAUCUUCGAAUCAGUUAUCUCCGAAUGGAACAAUACCGAGGACGAGGAGGCGAAGAACAAGAGCGCUAUUGUACUGGCGACCGGCAGCCCCUAUCAAAAUAACGAGGGUCCACUGCAGAGAGACGAAGUGAAGGCUACUUUUAAUAAGGAGGAAAGCAAAGAUAACACCUUUCCAGAUAAGAGCAAGGAGCCGGAAUCGAAGCAGUUUGUCGGUUUAGUUAUCGGCAUCCUGACGACCGUAAUUGUGAUGCUGCUCGCGGCGAUCAUGUUCAUCUUCUAUAGGAACCGUAGGCUCAAAGCUGCUCUCGCACCGUCAAACUUCUAUGAUCAACAGGGUGAUCUCAAGGUCUCCGUGCCAGAGGAGGGCGAGGACAAAGGACCAAUUUGCCCCCCGCUUCCGGCGCAGUACCAUCCAGCCACUUACAGCACGACAACGCCGCAAUUACACAAAACCGUCACGGAUUACACCGGAAUCAACGAGGUGCAGCCGGUUAUUCCGCUCCUGCUUAACUCGACGAUCAAUCUUGCCAGGCCAAUUCCGGCGGUCCAAGAAUAUCCGUCUAACCCACCACCCAUACCACCCCCGCCGGAAAAGUAUUACGCCAGCACGGAGAUCUGUAAGAGUCCUUUACCACCACUGCCACCCUCGCCGACACCAAGUACACCACCGCCAAUGAGUGCGAAAGCUUCUAGCAGUGUAACUAGCUACAGUCCGGAAGAUAUGCUAACGGAGGAAGAGGAGGAGAUACCUGAGUGUGUCCUUGAUUUUCCACGGGAAAAACUCAACAUCGUUGAAAAUCUUGGCUGUGGAUACUUUGGCGAUGUUCACCUCUGCGAAGUUGACAGGUUUCCUGGAUAUGAUGAGGUUUUCAGAAAUACAUCCAGCGAUUUAGUUAUUGUUAAAUCCUUGAAACCAGGAUCUUCUGACGCUCUUAGGAUAGAAUUUCAACAGGAGGCAAAGAGACUGGUACGACUCGCCGAUCGAAAUGUCGCGCGGCUACUCGGUGCCAGCCUUGAGAACGAUCCCAUGUGCAUCGUAUUGGAAAACGGCGAGUACGGGGAUUUGAAUCAAUAUCUGCAAAGUCACAUCGCCGAAACUUCAAACUUGCAGACGGCUAAGACCCUUAGUUUCGGCACAUUGGUUUACAUGGCCACGCAAAUAGCAUCCGGCAUGAAGUAUCUCGAGGAAAUGGACUUCGUGCAUCGGGAUCUCGCCACAAGAAAUUGUUUAGUGUGCCGCGGAUGCACGGUUAAAGUAUCUGAUUUGGGUAGCGGACGAAGCGCAUAUGCGGCGGAUUACUUCCGUGUCGAAGGACGUCCUCCAUUACCGAUUCGAUGGAUGCCAUGGGAAUCAAUGCUAAUGGGAAGACACACAUGCAAGGGCGACGUCUGGGCGUUUGCCGUCACGCUGUGGGAAAUACUGACAUUCGCGCGGGAGCAACCAUUCGAGGAGUUUCCGGAUCAUCGAAUAGUGGAGAAUGCGACUUACUUUUAUCAAGAGGAUGAGCGAAGGAUGAUACUACCACUGCCAAAAAACUGUCCCAAAGAGAUCUACGAUCUGAUGCGCGAAUGCUGGCAGAGGAACGACGUCGACCGACCAAACUUUCGCGAGAUUCACCUGUUCCUGCAACGAAAAAAUCUCGGUUAUAAACCCGGUGAGUCGAACGAUACUUGAUAUAGAGAACUGGAAGGCUGGAACCUUAUCCGGCUUUCUAUGAUUGGCGAAUUAAAUGGCAAUUGGUGGAACUGCCCUUCAUCGACCAAGCUAGACCAAGUCAGACCAAGUUAGUAUCUAGGAUGACGAUCCAUAAAUCGGCUAUAACGAACGUAAACUGUUUGUGAUGGCAUGGUCGGACGCGUCCAUCGUGCUGAUGAUAACUAUAUCGUAUGGUGACACUUACGUGCGAGAAGAAGAUAUAGGAGUCUGAUAUAUGAGCUAAUCGCGCCCAGACUUUUGACGGUUCACGAUAUUAAUAUCCCUUUUUUUAGCCGUACAUUGGUCGCCAUACAUUGUGAACAGCGCUGUGAAUUUAAUCGAUAACCGGUAUGAACCGCACAAAUCACUGUCGCCGUAACGCAAACUGUCCGUGUGCAAACUACAAGACAUUGUCUACAAAAUUCGCUUUUUUAAUGAUUCCUUUACACGAAUAUAAUCUACAGACCGUUACUACGGGUAGAUCGACAACUAUUUCUCCGAAAUACGCAUAACAAUGCGCAGUGCUUGACAAUAGAAUAUUAAUUUUUUUAUAAGCACUAUUUUUAAUCUACGAGAUAUUAAUUUUUGUACAUAUAUAUCAUUUAAUUGACGUAUUAUUGAAAAUUUAUGAACUAUUAUAUACGCUUAACUAUAUAAAGUGAUAGGUACUCGAUCUUCUGGCUAAUUCUCGUGCAACUUCUUCUCGUUUCUCUUUUAUUUCUUGGCUCGUUAUUCUUUUAUCAAUCGCCUACAGAAGUUACGCGUUGACCAAAACGGAUAGCCCCAUAAUAAUGAUACCGAGUCUCUACGAUACCAUAUCCACGCUCGCGCAAUUGAAAUGGAUAGAUUAUGAUUUUGAUCCGUGGCAUUCGAUACGAAAUGGAACGUUACUAGUGCUGGCAAUACGAGGGGAGCACGUUCGAUAAAUCGCACAUACGCUGUUCCGAAAUUGAUACUGUCAGCAAA
Molecule: messenger RNA, 5273 nt
Organism: Acromyrmex echinatior (Panamanian leafcutter ant)
Lineage: Eukaryota; Metazoa; Arthropoda; Insecta; Hymenoptera; Formicidae
Gene: Ddr
Product: discoidin domain-containing receptor 2
Biological process (GO): protein phosphorylation; positive regulation of neuron projection development; multicellular organism development
Cellular component (GO): signaling receptor complex; plasma membrane
Molecular function (GO): ATP binding; collagen binding; protein tyrosine kinase collagen receptor activity
Source: RefSeq, a predicted model, not a curated record